Molecule: messenger RNA, 2074 nt
Organism: Bombus impatiens (common eastern bumble bee)
Lineage: Eukaryota; Metazoa; Arthropoda; Insecta; Hymenoptera; Apidae
Exons: 2
Coding region: 112-741 (209 amino acids)
Molecular function (GO): metal ion binding
Source: RefSeq, a predicted model, not a curated record
GAUUUCCAGCGUUGCCAUAUUUUGUGAAUGUGGACAGAAGCACAACUGUUUAUAAUGGUUAUAUUAGAUUAGUGUUUGUUAGAGAAUAUUGUUAAUUAAUUGCUAAGAACCAUGGCUUCCUUAGUUGCGGAUUAUGGAACAUCCUCGAGUUCAGAAAGUAGUGGCGAUGAUAUUUCAGACGGUGCCGAUAACACUUUUAAGGAAGAGGAAGAAGAGGAUGACGAAGAAGAAGAACAUAAUGAAAAUAAUGAAAUAUGUAAAACAGCUUCCAAAGAGAAACUUCCAUUACCAACUCCAGACUUUAAUGGUAUACCCACGAUGAAAACUUCGGUCUUCUCAAAUCCAUUUGUUGAAGCAGAAAAAGCAAAGAGUGCAAUUCUUGAGAAACACGUGAAAAUGACGCCGACUCUCGAUGAUACAAAAAUGAUAAAUGGCAGAAAGAUUUGUUGGAACUAUAGGAAAGGUAGAUGCCGAUUUGGUCAUAAUUGUACCUUUGCACACGAUUCAGAUUUACAUCGUACAGCAGCUGAGUUAGAAGCAAUUAGAACACCACAGGAAACAGUUAUUUGUCAGACUCAGUAUAACGGCCAAGUUCCCAUCAAUGACGACGAUGAGAUAGAUCAAGAAAAUAAUCAAACGAAUAGACGCAAGAAAAGGCCAGGAUUAAGUCAAUCUUUAGUACCAAGCAAAAAAGUCUUAAAAAUGUACAAAGCACAACAAGCUAAAGCUAUUAGUAGAUAAAUGUAACUGUGUCAAGCAUACGAACGAUGUUAACAUUUAAUUAGAUGCUCUGAAAUGGGAGUAACUUAUGAUUCAUAUGCUUUAUAACUCAAAUGAAUUUAUACAAGCGAAAUUGAUUAUAAAUUGUAUAAAAAAUGAUAAUCAAAAAACAUGAAAUGGUUUAUAAGCGAAAAACAGUAUAAAAGAUUAAUAAUUUCUUUACAUAUGAACAAAGGAAAAAAAAUAAAACAAAUAUAUGCUUCCAGUAAAAUUUUACAAAAAAGAUACGACACAUGCAGAUAAUGCCUAUUUCUAAAUGAAUUGAAAGUUUCAGGAUGAUUUAAAUACUACUUAAUAUUUAUAAAAAGAAGUGUUUGUUAUGUAUAUAAAGAAUAUAGAGUUUAAUUGUAUAAUUAAUACUUCCAGGGACCUGUAUAAGUGGAUCAUAAUUCAUUGUCUUGCAUGCGAAUAGUUUUAUAAAUAUAUUUCUAUUUAUACUUGGUAUUCUUAACUUGCCCAUGAAAAAAUGAUGAAACAUGUCUUCUUACUACUUACAUUUUGUUAUGUAAUUUAAUUACCUAUAUGUCUCUCUUUCAUUAGAAAGAGGCAGCUAUUUGAAAGUUUUCCUGUAUCAGAAUUCUGAAAUAUUUACAAGUAACUAUAAAUAGUUAUUCUACCUAGAUCGGGAUUAGAUAGAUACAAAAUAUCACUGCAGCUUUACUAAAAAUUUUUUAGAUCCUGUUUAAUGUACAGAGCAAAAAUUAUCUAUAUGAAAGCGAUGUAUGUAAAGAAAGGAUUACGCGAGUUGUGUACAAUAUUGUUAAUACUUUUUCUUGAUAAACUAUUUAAUCUAGUAUCUACCUUAGAUACUAAUAACACAAUAUUAUAAUAAUGGUAUACCAAAAAAAGAAAAAAACUAUAAUUACGCUUCCAUUAUGCAUUACUUUUUAUAUAAUGUUAUAAGAUGUAAAAUAAGGCUUUAUAAUUCUACAUGGAACAAUGAAACGUUAAAUAUUUGGUUUCAUUAAUGUAACGUCACGUAGCUCCCUUUUCACAUGAUUUAUCUGUGUCAGUAUUUUUACUAAUUUUUUUACUGUGUAUUAUAACACACUGUGUGUGUAUACUGUUUACUUCCUAUAUACAUAAUUCGUAUUUCAUUAGACUUCAGCAAUAUAUUAAAUACGAAAAAAAUUAAUUUAUUAAACCAGAAAAUGAAUGUGAAGUCCGAAAAUGCCUAUAUGUCGGAGAAUGUAACACAAACACAGGUUUACGACUUUCCUUCUUUAUUUGAUAUAGCAAUAAGUUUAUGAAAGGAAAUUUUUCGAAAGAGCAAUAAAUUACAAUGACCAAGAUA